UUCCCUCCAAGAACCCACAAGAACAACUACUAUCGACUACAAACCAAUCUCCAGCCCAAACAAGACAUAUUUUCAACUUCCCAAACCUCACGAUACACAGACCGUUACAAUGUCCUCACCACAUCGCUGCCCGACGAUCUGGUCCUUUCCCCGCGGCUCACCGCGUCAACCAGAUAAGGAACACACGAUACGUAACGAUGAGCGAGAUGCUGAGCAUGUGCAUGAGAAGGAAGGUGAGGACACCGACGCAAACCAGUUGCGGGAUACGAUGACAGCGGGGUUUGAGCGGUUGGACGUGGGAUCGGUAGGUAUUGAGGACCUACAGGGUCAAAAUACCCAACUGGAGAAAGAUAAGAACAUGUGCUUGGAAGAAGGUGUUACAUUCACGCCACUAAUCGACCCUGCAUGGCGCUACACUCGGAAGCCUGGUGGAUUAGGAUUAUAUUCCCGCAUUGGGAAAUCCCGUCAGGAGACACUGGAACAAGCUAACAUGUUGGCAGCAGAGGUUGCGCCGUUCAAGGCCGAGAUCACGCAGUUAGAGGCUAAGGUAGAGAAGCUGGAAGAGGAGAAAAAACACGAUCAGGAGAAAGCGCUGGAACAAAUUGACACGUUAACAGCAGAAGUUGCGCAGUCAAAGGCCGAGGUUGCGCAGUUAGAGGCUAAGGUGGAGGAGCUAGAAGAGGAGAAAUUCUUCAAGCGGUGUACGCUGGAACAUAUUGAGACGUUGACAGCAGAAGUUGGGCAGUUAAAGGCCGAGAAUGCCCAGUCGAAGGCUAAGGUGGAGAAGCUAGAAGAGGAGAAAAAACACGAUCAGGAGAAGGCGCUGGAACAAACUUACACGUUGAUAGCAGAGGUUGGGCAGUUAAAGGCUGAGAAUGCGCAGUUAAAGGCCGAGAAUGCGCAGUUAAAGGCUGAGAAUGCGCAGUCGAAGGCCAAGGUAAAGAAGCAAAAAGAGGAGAGAAAGGAACUGAUUGAGAGUAUGGGAGUACAUAUCCAAUGGGUAGGGGAUGAACUUCGGGUGCUGGAAGCAAAAAGGAUGGAAUUAACCAGCAAGUAGAAGAGAAGUUAGAGGUA
Dothidotthia symphoricarpi CBS 119687 is the source of this 1074-nucleotide messenger RNA. RefSeq lists its product as uncharacterized. NCBI's taxonomy places the organism in Eukaryota, Fungi, Ascomycota, Dothideomycetes, Pleosporales, Dothidotthiaceae. The record is from RefSeq and is a predicted model, not a curated record. The transcript has a single exon. The coding region runs from base 110 to 1057 and encodes 315 amino acids.